GCCCUGCGCUCCUUCCGCGCACGCGCGUCAGCGCGUCUUGUAGCCUCCGAACCAACAGGGGGCGCGGAGAGCGCGGGGCGCGCACAGCUAGCGGCUGCUUCCGGGUCAAGGGUCAGACAGCCUUCUUCCCCUUGGCCAUGGUGCAGCUCCGGCCGCGUCCGUCGCGAGUCCCCGCGCCAGCGGAGGCGAUGGUGGACGAGGACCAGCCAGCCUCGGAGGAGGAAGAGGCGGAGCAUGGCCUGCUCCUCGGGCAGCCCAGCAGCGGCGCCGCCGCCGAGCCUCUGGACGAGGACGAGGAUGGGGACGACGAAGCCCCCGAGGAACUGACUUUCGCCCAUGCUCAGGCGGAAGCGAGGGAGGAGGAGCUGCGCGUGCGUGAGAGUGCACGGAGGGAUAAAACGCUGCUGAAGGAGAAGAGGAAGCGGCGCGAGGAGCUGUUCAUCGAACAGAAGAAAAGAAAGCUGCUUCCAGAUGCUAUUUUACAGCAACUAACUAAAGCUUCAGAGGCUGACCUAAAGAAAUCACCAGGAAACGUAAAAGUUAAUUUGAAAAAGAGAAGUGAACAUACUGCAAAAGAAAGAAACUCCAAGAAAGUUAAAAUACAGAAAGUACAGUCUGACAGUCAGACUAAAAGCUACUUGGCUGUAAGGCUAAAAGAUCAAGAUCUGAGAGAUUCAAGGCAAGAAGCAGCCAAACACUUCAUCCACAGUUGUUUAUAUGGUUCAGAAUCCAAGAGGACUACUGUGAACAAGUUCCUGUCUCUGAACAACAAGAGGCUACCAGUAAAAAGAGCUGCAGCCCAGUUUCUCAAUGGCACAUGGGGUGCUAAGAAACAACAAAAUGCCAAGAGGUUUAAAAAACGCUGGAUGGCCAAAAAAAUGAAAAAGAAAAGUUAUAAGUGAAAUGAAAUAAAGCUAAAUGAUGAUUUAUAUGUAUAGAAUUUAAAUCUAGUCAUUCAUAAAUCAUUGUAAAGGAUCAUUAAGAAAAAAACCAUAAACCUUUUUGUCUGAGAAAGCAGCUGGCUACAUUUCUUUCUAGAAUACUUUUGAUCAUCUUGGAGGGAAAAGCAGUUUAAAAAAGGCAUUUUCAUCCUUGUGGGCACAAGAAGAGGGAUAAAAAGAGACCGUCUGCCGGUAGUGGUGGUGCACGCCAGCACUCGGGAGGCAGAGGCAGGCGGAUCUCUGUGAGUUCGAGGCCAGCCUGGUCUACAAGAGCUAGUUCCAGGACAGGAACCAAAAAGCUACAGAGGAACCCUGUCUCGAAAAUCCAAAAAAAAAGAAAAAGAGACCGUUCAUGAAGUCUUCAGUACAACUAAAAAGCUAACUCUAGUGUUAUAGAUGUGGUUUGUCAUUGUUAAAAAGCAUAGUGGUGGGGGAGGGGGGUGAAUCCCAAGAGUAGGAAAAUAAAUAUGUAUUGGGGUUUAAACUUCAGCCAGUACCUUUGUCUAGCAAUGGAGUAAAUCUGAAAUAAGUGGGGCUUUUUGUUGUUGUUUUUUAAAAGAAAAAGGUGUGUGUGUGCACACAUGCAUGGUGUGUCAGAGAACAAUUUCUAUUUCUGUCUCCUACCAUGUGGGUUCCAAAGGUUGAAUUCAAGUCACCAGAUGUGGUACCAAAGUACUGCUGAGCCAUCUUGGCAGCCCUGGAACAGCUUUUCAAAUUUUAAUUAGUUUGGGGGUUUGCUUGGUUGAUAGUUACAGUACUUGUUAAAUUCCUGUUUUUCUUUGCACACACAGUAUCAGGUUCGACU
Chionomys nivalis (European snow vole) is the source of this 1746-nucleotide messenger RNA. It is a transcript of the gene Nol7, whose product is annotated as nucleolar protein 7. The transcript has 8 exons. NCBI's taxonomy places the organism in Eukaryota, Metazoa, Chordata, Mammalia, Rodentia, Cricetidae. Bases 138 to 902 code for a protein of 254 amino acids. The record is from RefSeq and is a predicted model, not a curated record. Gene Ontology annotation, molecular function: RNA binding. Gene Ontology annotation, cellular component: nucleus.